This is a messenger RNA of Rubroshorea leprosula, 710 nucleotides long. Lineage: Eukaryota; Viridiplantae; Streptophyta; Magnoliopsida; Malvales; Dipterocarpaceae. The record is from the annotation of a GenBank genome assembly.
CCUGAUUUGAUGUCUUCCUAGAAUAGGUGUUAGGAACCAUCUAUGGCUUUUUGGUAAAUGGCCCUUUUUGGUUGAUUAAUUCAUAGGAUAAAGAAUUUUUGUUAGGGUUUUGAUCAAUGGGUUCAUCUUCUGGGUUUUUUGUCAUCUGUAUUCUCCAUUCUAUGGUAGCUCUUACAUUUGGGGCUUUGUUGAUGUUCUCCACCAAGGAUGUGACUGUGUUUGGAUAUGGCAGAGAUAUAGCAAGCAAGCUUCAUGGAUCAACACUUCAUGAUCAACUUUUGAUCCAAACAUCAAGAUCAUUUUCUGGGUUGCUAUUGUUUGCAAUUGGGGUUGUGCUAUUCAUGGUAGCGUUUGUCAAGGACAGAGAGUUCCAGAGCUUCUUUGCCAAAGGAUUUGUUCUUCUCCAUCUUUCAAUGGCUAUCUGGAGACUCUGUUUUGAAAGGAAGAUUGAAGAUCUUGCUGGUGAAUGGGCAAAACAAGCUGUGGGGGAUAUUGCUUUGGCACUCUCCUGGGUUUUCUUUCUUGUUUACUCAUGGAGGGAGAAGUAUGACUAGCAAGGGGAAAGAAAAUUGGGAUUCUUUUUUCCAGGAUGAUCCUUUUGGGGACAUUAUAGGGGAAUUUGAACCAAAGGUCUAGAAUUUACUUGGUUAGCCAAGUGAGGAUUUUUCCCUUGUUUGCUCCAAAAUUUGCAGUAAAUCUUGAAGCUUCAA